Messenger RNA from Prorocentrum cordatum, 1104 nucleotides. The record is from the annotation of a GenBank genome assembly. Lineage: Eukaryota; Dinophyceae; Prorocentrales; Prorocentraceae.
GCCAUUUUGGCCAAGGGGUGAAGUUCAAAAUUACCGAGCACAGGUCCUUCCGACUGCGACUCCGAUCGAAUGGCUGUGCUGCCGCUCCUAGCUUUCCUGGCGACGGCCGCGAGCGUCCUCGUCGCCGAGGGGACGUGCCAGGCCGACGGAUGCGUUGCCGACGAGAGCCCCGUGGACGACGACGCGGCCCUGCUGCAAGUUCCGCACGGCCUCAACAAGUCCAGUCAUCCAUACGCGGCGCUUCUGGACAGCAUGAUCUACGCGAACGGCAGCAGGGAACCGCCGCCCGUCCACCUUGCCGCGUUGCUGGGGCGGCCCGGCCGCCAGGUACAGGGCGUAAUCCUAAUCCGCCUGCCCAACGACUCCUCGAUCGGCGCCGACUUCGAGUACGACAUCUCCGGGCUGACGGCGAACCAGCUCCACGGCUUCCACAUCCACGAGGGCCCCACGGACGGCGGCUGCGGCAACGACGACGAGUGCGGCGUGCCCUUCACAGGAGGCCACUGGAACCCCGCGGGUGCGGUGCACGGCGGCCCCAUCGGCGACGCCCCGGGGCACGACGGCGACCUGGGGAACAUCCAAGCUGACGCCAGCGGCCGCGCGCAGGGCACCAUUUACUGGCCGCUGGACAUCAACGACGUUCUCGGCAAGUCCUUCGUGGUGCACGCCGACCCGGACGACUUGAAGACGAACCCCACUGGGAACGCGGGAGAUCGGAUCGCCUGCGGCACCAUCACGUUCAUCGACGCCCUGCCCACGGUGGCGCCGCCCUGCCUACGGUGAGUCGAGGUGCUCCUAGAGGGGUGAGGGAGGCUCUCUCUCUCCAGGGCCAGGGGCGUGCAGAGGUAGACCCGCCUUGGCGAUUAUUGAAUCGCUCCGCUCAUUCCGCCGCCCCCUCCCUUUUCUCCUGCCCCUCCCCGCUGCUCCUACUCUUGUCCCCACGGCUCCUCUUGGAGGGAGACGGGGACGGCCGAUCUGCGACCGCUUUCGAACCCUCCCCACGCGGGUCCGCCUGGCGCUGAGGUAUCGGACCCCCUUCGCCAGGGCUCCGUUGGUUGCUGGCGCCCUGCGGACUCUGAGCCCCGGCUGGCGUCUCGGAGGUGC